AUGGCACUGCUCGAGAGACAGAUGAGUAGUUGGUGUGGAACCAGGUUGCGUCGGGAACAACCUUUCUCCGGCGGAGAAGUUAACCAACAACCAGUUAUACAUCCCAGUCAACCAACCAACCAACCAGUUGAUCAACCAACCAACCAACCACAUGGUCAGUUGAGGAACCAACCUGGUCAGCUCCUCGGCUCAAACGGCGCAGUUGAUCUCACGCUAGCAGUGCAUUGGGCGGCCCGCGGGUAUCACGCAAUUCGACCACCAACUGACGGCGUUUGCAGCGAGAAUGGCGAAUCGAGCCUUGGAAAUGCGCAGUUUAAACCAAGAACCAAAAAUAAUCGCUGA
This is a messenger RNA of Paracoccidioides lutzii Pb01, 342 nucleotides long. RefSeq lists its product as hypothetical. The coding region runs from base 1 to 342 and encodes 113 amino acids. The record is from RefSeq and is a predicted model, not a curated record. The transcript has 2 exons.